GCAUGUGGCUCCGGAGCCACAGGUUAGCCACCCCUGGCCCAGGAUCUCUGUCUGGAGUGCCCAGCUCUGGGCCUACUUCCUCCUUUUGCUUUCCUCCCACUCCCCUAGGCUUGGUGUUUCCCACAGGUGUGGCAAGGCCAGUUCAGCCACUGUGUCCCGGUCAGAUCAUUAACCCCUUCCCUCCUUGCUCAAGUAGGGGGUUUGUGCUCCUUGACACACUAAUGCACUGGGUGUGUCUGGAAUGUUUCAUUUUCUCUGCCAGAUUCUGGAUUUUACACUUAUUAGUGGUUACAGGCCUGACUGCUCUGAUCCACCUGGGCCAUUGUGAAGUUCUGUCCUUGUGUCAUCAGUGCAUUUGAUCACAGAUGAAUUCACACUAACCCUGGAAAUGUAAAAGACGUUAACAGAGUCCAGGACCCAAGUCAGACAGAGAUAGAAAGAACUCUGCUUGGAGCCUUUGCCCACGGGACAUUUUCCCCCUAUCCCUCAGAGUGAAGCUUUCUCUGAAGACUGCCAAGGCAUAGCAGAAGCUUUUUAGAUGGCUAGACUGCCUCUGAUUUCAGGAGCACAUGCUCAGGCUUGGAAGGAUUCAAUUUUUGUUAUCAGUAGAUGUUAGCAAACAUUGAUGUCACCAUACACAGACAAACCGGUGAACAAAUAUUUCCAGUGGUGAUAAAAGAAAUUUACAGAUAGGCAAAGUAAGACAAAUGCUGCUUGGGAACUUCAGAGUCAGCCUGAAGGAUGUUUACUCUGUAUGUUCUGACAUGUGAUGCUGACAGUUUGUGCUUUGAUCGUUAUAACAUUUUAAUUUUUUGAAUAUCGGGGGCUACUGUCAUCAAAUAACAAUUGUCUGACCCCCUCGACUUCCCACAACUGUGAAACUUUAAAUAGAUGAAAGUAAAAAAACCCCCCAAACUUAAAUGAACAUAAAAUCAACUUCUGCCAAGCUGCUUAUGCUCCACUGAGCACCUGCCAGCCAAGUCUCCUUCCUUUAGUCCAGACUGUGAGGUCACUGCAGAGUUCUGUGAUGAUACAGCAAAGAACCUUCUAAGCCGUGCAGGGAACAAGAAGGAGAAGCUAAGCUGGACUCAUGAAUCCCCAGGUAAGAGCUCUCUUUGGGGAGGUCUCCAUUCCAGACUGGCUCCAUGCUGCUGCUUUCUCUCUCUCUUUUCAGAGCCCAGAAGAUGCUUCCCAAACCAAAGUUAGUUCCCGAUUUACACUGCUUCCUCGAGCUGACGCCAUUCGCUCCAAGCUGAUCUACACCUUCUACUUGAUUGACCACCUUCAGGGACUGAGCCAUGCCAUCCCACGGCACAAUAUCCAAGAUUUUCUUGACCCCAAGAAGCAGAGGAAGCUGAUGUUCACAGACCAUCACCAGCUGGUUCGUUUCAACAUAACCCCAGUCAGGAACACCAUCAUCACCCCAGAGAAACGCCUGCGCAACCGUAUCCAAGUGCGCUGCAGCCGCUGGCCUCCCCUGACCAUGUGGGCAUCCUGGGUCCUGAACAGUACCAUCUUCAAAAGCUUCAUCGUCUGUCUCAUCUUCCUGAACAUGCUGGUUAUUAUGAUCAAGAGCGAGGUGAUGAACAAGAUGGAUGCCAGCCUGAUGAGCCUGAAGCUCACCUUAGAGGUGACCGUCUGGGUCAUCCUCCUCAUUUUUAUCAUGGAGAUUUUGCUGAAUUGGAUUGUCAGUUUCAGAGGCUUCUGGAAAAGCAGCUGGAAUGUCUUCGACUUCAGCGUUACCAUAGUGUCUGUGAUCCCCGAGCUCCUGGACUUGACUGGCAUAACCAACAAGAUAGCUGCCAUGAGAAUCAUCAGGGCCUUUCGCAUCCUCCGCACCUUAAAGCUCUUCUCCAAAUUCCGGCAAGUUCGGGUGAUCAUCCUGGCAAUAGCAAAGACCUUGAAGGCCAUGACCUUCAUCCUGCUGCUCUUGGUGGUUUUCUUCUAUGUGUUUGCCGUAUCUGGCAUCUUCUUCUUCGAGAGCUACAGUCGGUCAGACCGCACCGACCUGGAGUACAGCAUGUAUUUCAGGGAUCUCCCCAACACCCUGGUGACACUGUUCAUCCUCUUCACCAUGGAUCACUGGUACGCCCUUCUCCAGGACACCUGGAAGAUACCCGAGAUGAACAAGCUCAUCAGCAGCCUCUACAUCAUCCUCUGGCUGCUGAUUGGAUCCUUCAUGUUCAGGAACUUCUUUGUGGCAAUUAUGGUGACUAAUUUCCAGACUAUCCGGAGUGAUCUGGCUGAAGAGGUGAAGCAGAUAGAGGCCCAGAAGAAAGCAGAUUUAUUUAAAAUACAGAUUAGAGAGAGGUCUCAGGCCUCAGGCUUGGAGGUGGGCCCAGGAGCAGAGGCAACCCCUAGCGUGCAGCAGCUGGAGUACAAGGUGGUAGUGAAGCAGAGCGUGAAGAACUUGGACUGGGAGACAUACAUCCACCAGAACCUGCAGAGCCUGGUGGAGGUAAAUGAGGAUGGGCAGGUGGUGUGGCCCAGUGAUUCCCUCUUCCGUUACUUCGAACUGCUGGAGCAGCUGCAGCACAACCUGGAAGAGCGCAAGAGGCUGCAGCAUUAUGCAGUCAUGGCCUUAUUGAACAUGGAGGACAAGUAGGGAGCCGCGUCCAAGGGGCUCAGUGCAGCAGGAGAACCCUUCUCACAAGGGGAGAAGUCACCACCACUACGCUGCAGAGAUAACUAAAGAACUGCUGCAGGAACAGCUGCC
This is a messenger RNA of Chelonoidis abingdonii (Abingdon island giant tortoise), 2716 nucleotides long. It is a transcript of the gene CATSPER2, whose product is annotated as cation channel sperm associated 2. Gene Ontology annotation, biological process: flagellated sperm motility; monoatomic ion transport; fertilization. The record is from RefSeq and is a predicted model, not a curated record. Gene Ontology annotation, cellular component: membrane; CatSper complex. NCBI's taxonomy places the organism in Eukaryota, Metazoa, Chordata, Testudines, Testudinidae. Gene Ontology annotation, molecular function: calcium-activated cation channel activity.